AUGUCAAUACGGAAUCCCAGAUUGCCGCUUUUGCCGGGUUAUGGCACCAAUCCUCUGAUUGGAAAGACCAGCUUCGGUGUACGCCCUGUAUUCACGAGUAUCGACAAAGUUAACAUGUUAGUUGAUAAAGCUGAAGGUGUGAAUAGAGUACCUUCAUUGUACUGUCGUAAACAAGCUCCGGAUUUACCAACUUGGCUUAUGUUUGAUAAGAACAUUCUACAUUUUCAAGCGUACUUCCAACAAACUUUGCAUGAGAAUCGUUCGGCGGCUUCUGUUUUACGCAAAGUCGAAAUCUUCUUCUUCCUUGAAGAUGGUACCUUAAAAGUCGUGGAACCAAAGACUGAUAACAGUGGAAUGUCACAAGGAACAAUGAUAAGUCGCCAAAGAGUGCGUCUUCCGAACAGUUAUGACUUAUACUACGACAUACUCGAUUUGAAUAUUGGACAGGAAGUCACUUUCUAUGGAAAAGUAUUCAAGAUAGUAAAUUGUGACAAUUUCACAAGAAACUUUAUGAAUCGACUCGGUAUCAAUGUGCCAGACCCUAUUCCUUGGCCGGAUGCUAUAGAGAGAGCAGUGAAUACUAAAAAACCACCGAAGCAUCGACCAUUUAGACAAUUUUUAGAUUUUGAUAGACAAGUGUUAAGAUUUUAUGGCUAUUGGGACGACAGGGAUUCACAAUUUGGUACGAUGCAUAAUUUGGAGAUCCAUUACUUUUUAGCUGAUGACACUAUGGAAAUUAAAGAAGUUGUGUCAAAAAACUCUGGAAAGGAAGGCGGGACUAUGCUUGUAAAGAAAAUGCGACUACCUAGAAAAAUCCCAUCACGAAUAGAAAUGACGGGUGGACCAAAGGUAGCAUCAUAUUCUCCUGCAGACCUUAGUAUUGGUGCAGUGCUCAACGUGUUUGGACGCAAAGUCUUUAUUACCGAUUGCGAUCCUUUCACUAAAGAAUAUUAUCGCGUUACGUAUGGUUUUGAUACUUUUAGGCCAAUACCAGCUCCUGUAGACGAAAGCUCAGAAUGUAUCGGCUCAACAAUGGAUGAACGGGAACUGCCGCCUUGGAACGGCUAUGGCUCUUAUGAUGACUCGGCCGAGAAUUGUCGUACAUGUGAACCUAAGGCACCUCAUAAGGAUUUCAUGAAAUUUUUACACAAAGACCGGGUCGGCUUUGACUCUCAUGUGCUGCGUUUCGCUGCACGACUGAUCAACGAUAACCCUGAAGAUGCAAAACGUUACUUUAUUAUUAAAUAUUUCCUAAGCGAUGAUACGAUUGGAGUGUUUGAACUUGGCGAACGUAACUCAGGUUUCACGGGUGGAAAAUUUUUUCGUCGCACAAAAAUGUAUCUGCCGGACGUAAACUUCUUUGUGCCCAAAGAACCCGCGGCGUACACAGACAAAGACAUGUGGGUAGGAAACGAAUUAGUCAUCAAUAAACACAGAUUUCGACUAGUGGCUGCCGACGAGUAUGCUCUCAGAUAUAUGGAGCUUAAUUCUGAACAGUAUCAUAUGGCACAUGUCCCGCUCAUAAUGGACAAGAUUCGACGUAUAUUGGCAUCGCAAGAAAACGGUUACAAAAAUUUUGUGGCAAGAUAUAUGCAAAAUGUACACCCAGAAAAGAAAGAACUUAUGUCUGUAAGAUGUUUCAAGCAAGCAUUGAAAGAAAUAAUGUGCGAGAAGAUGACUGAGCAUGAGUUCAUAACUCUAAUAAGGUUUUUCAGGGGGGACCCGGGAAAAGAAAAAAGUGCGCGCAGGGAGAUGAUUAGGUCUCUGGUCUUUACUGAAUUGACUCGUGGAUUAUGGGAUGACCGUGAACGUCUCCUCGAAGGUCUACUUCAUGCUGACGACACAGGCUCAAGCGUUCUAUCCAUUGAACGCAUGCGCCAGUUGUUACGUGCCCACAGACUGCCGAUUAACAUUGAACUUAUGACCUGCAUGUUGCAAGUGUUGUCUAAAGAUGAAAACUGCAACAUUUAUUACCAAGACCUUAUGGAUUUUCUGGACUUUAAAACGAGGCCGGUAUAUAACCUAACUGAUUCUGAUUAUGAAAAGGUGGUGCGUCACGCACCACCCCUGAAGUAUACAGAGUGCAAGCUGUGGGGAGAAGCUGAGUUAGAAGUACAGACUGGCUAUGUUAAUUGGAACGCUUUCUUGUGCCAGCUAAAUCUUGAACAUCUAGUCAAAGAGCAGAAGUGA
Molecule: messenger RNA, 2190 nt
Organism: Arctia plantaginis
Lineage: Eukaryota; Metazoa; Arthropoda; Insecta; Lepidoptera; Erebidae
Source: the annotation of a GenBank genome assembly